AUGGGUAUCUCCAGAGAUUCACGCCAUAAGCGUUCAGCCACCGGUGCGAAGCGGGCAUACUACCGAAAGAAGAGAGCUUUCGAGAAGGGCCGCCAGCCAGCCAACACCCGUAUCGGUACCAAGAGAAUUCACCUUGUCCGCACCCGUGGUGGAAACCAAAAGUUCCGUGCUCUCCGUCUCGAAUCCGGCAACUUUUCAUGGGGAUCUGAGGGAAUCGCUCGCAAAGUCCGUGUGAUCGUUGUCGCCUACCACCCCUCGAACAACGAACUCGUCCGCACCAACACCCUCACCAAGUCAGCCGUUGUCCAGGUCGACGCAGCUCCUUUCAGACAAUGGUACGAAGCACACUACGGACAGGCUUUGGGCCGAAGACGCCAGACCAAGGCUGCCGAGGUUGAGGAAGCCAAGAAGUCCAAGAGCGUUGAGAAGAAGCAGGCUGCUCGAUUUGCCGCCCACGGAAAGGUCGAGUCAGCUCUCGAAAGGCAGUUUGAGGCUGGUCGUUUGUAUGCGGUUAUUUCUUCCAGACCUGGACAGAGUGGCCGGGUAGAUGGCUACAUUCUUGAGGGUGAAGAGUUGGCUUUCUACCAACGUGCUAUCAGAAAGUAA
Molecule: messenger RNA, 606 nt
Organism: Uncinocarpus reesii 1704
Lineage: Eukaryota; Fungi; Ascomycota; Eurotiomycetes; Onygenales; Onygenaceae
Product: 40S ribosomal protein S8-A
Exons: 2
Coding region: 1-606 (201 amino acids)
Biological process (GO): maturation of SSU-rRNA from tricistronic rRNA transcript (SSU-rRNA, 5.8S rRNA, LSU-rRNA); translation
Cellular component (GO): ribosome; cytosolic small ribosomal subunit
Molecular function (GO): structural constituent of ribosome
Source: RefSeq, a predicted model, not a curated record